Molecule: messenger RNA, 1407 nt
Organism: Fusarium pseudograminearum CS3096
Lineage: Eukaryota; Fungi; Ascomycota; Sordariomycetes; Hypocreales; Nectriaceae
Exons: 3
Coding region: 1-1407 (468 amino acids)
Source: RefSeq, a predicted model, not a curated record
AUGCGCCAGGAAUACACGACUUUGAUCCUUGAGUUAGGCGGUGUUCUUGCCAAUUUUACAACAAAGAACACUGUCGGACUCAGGUCAAGGCUCAUCAAGGCUGCCUUCGACUCAUCUUACUGGAACGACUACGAAUCAGGCCGUGCUACGGAGGCUGAAUGCUAUGGAAACAUAUGUCAAGAGUUCAACAUUGACAUUGAAACUUGGACGAGGGCGCUGGAACAGAUGAGGAAGGAGGGCCUACAGGCAAACACUGCUUUGAUCUCCUCUAUCAAGGAGCUCAGACAGAUGUAUACCAAGAUCAAGGUUUUCUGUUUGUCUAACAUCCCUGCAUCUGAAUCCGACGCACUCAGAGAUGAAAUCCAUAGUUGGGGCAUCAUUGACGAAUAUAUCGUCUCAGGAGUCAUUUGCCAGAGGAAGCCAGACACGGCCGCUUACGAAGAAUGCUUGAAGAUUGUCGAGACGACUGUAUCCUCCUGCAUCUUUGUCGACGACAAGGCAGAGAACGUUGUUGCCGCGCAGACCCUUGGUUUCAAGGGCAUCGUAUUCAGUGACACAGAUACUCUCGUCAGGGAUCUUCACAACCUCCUUGGGGACCCUGUUGCACGCGCAAAGGCGUUUCUUGGAGACAAGGUAAAGGCGUCUGAUAACAUAUUGCUGGACAAUUACUCUCAAUUUAUUGUGCUUCAAAACACGGGAAUCCGGGAUCUGAUUAUGCCAGAGAGUGGCGGUCGGGACUAUUUCAAGCAGGGAUCACCGAUACUGACGACCACAAUCCAUCCCGAAGGCUCUGACACCACAUCUCUGGCGUUGGCAGUCUUGGACAAUGUUCCAAUGGAUACGAAGCUCAAGGCCAGAGAUGAGAUACUCUCAAACUUGAACUCAGAUGAUCUCCCUCUCUGCUGGCUUAGCAACAGUCGCCCCCAAUUUUGCCACUGCAUAUGCGCCAGCAUUUUCCGCUUCUUCGUCAUCAACGGCUGGGGUGAAGACCUCCCCAGGGUCAAUGACUUUGUCUGCCGUCUACUCGAAACCCGAGCUUACCUCCACGGCAGCCGCUAUUAUAAAAACCCAGAUUGGCUCCUCUAUAUACUGUCUGACCUCUGCGAGAGUCGUCCUUCGGACUCACAACUCCAACGUAUGAGACACUUGCUCAUUAAGUGUGUUCGCGAACGGAUGGGAUUUGAUGAUGAUAUAUUUGGGGCUGUGCUGAGAUCGCUGAGUGCACAAUCUCUUGGUUUCCAGAGUGAGAGAGAUUUGAAGAUCGUACUUGAUGGGCAGCAACUUGACGGUGGGUGGGAGUUGACAUGGCCAUGGGGACAUGGCGCUGAGUCGCUUCAGGUUCGAAGUCGGGGCGUUUUGACAGCCAUGGCUAUAACCGCGAUUGAGCGGGCGAACAUGUGUUUCUAA